Molecule: messenger RNA, 1515 nt
Organism: Fusarium sp. VM40
Lineage: Eukaryota; Fungi; Ascomycota; Sordariomycetes; Hypocreales; Nectriaceae
Source: the annotation of a GenBank genome assembly
AUGGCGCCACGCCCCGUCACAAGAACAAAGGCAGCCAAAGCACGAGCUCGCAAAGUUGCUCAGUCCAAGGUCCGUCCCAUGAAGCGUCGAAGUCCAGUAUCGAGAUCGACCAUGCAAAGAAUCGAGUCUCCCGGCAAUGCCAAGGUCAAAAUUGAAGCACCCCUCCUCAAAGACUUCACCAAGGAGUAUGGCAUCCCAAAGACCCAGUUCGCUUGGGGUUCUCGUGAGCCGAGCCCUGAGAAAGAAUCCUUCGACGAGGAGGAGACUGCUCCUCCGCCUGCCAUCAUAGCCCCUUAUUUCGGGUACGGUAGUGGGAUGCGCCGUAUGCUCAGCACCGAUCGUCCUCCUACCUCCUUCAAGAAUUCCUUUCUGCUUCGGUGUCCUCGGCCCUCUCUGCCUCAUGCUUCACAGUUCCUCCUCAAGUCCUCCAGAGGCAUGAUCAAGGCGCCCAAGCGCCUUAGCUUGAUGGAUUUCCCCGCCGAAGUUCGAGAGCAUAUUUACCGCGGCCUCCUGGUAUCCGACAAGCCCAUUCCUGUCUACGACAGAUGGAAGCGAGUCUACCAGCGCCAGAAACCAGGCCUUGACAUCAGCAUUCUCAUGACUUGCAAGACGGUCUUUAUCGAAGCCAGGGGCGUUCUCUAUGGAGAAAACACCUUCCUCUACCGCCUUCGAGAUGCCCCCAAUCCAUCUCAAGUGAUGAGCAACAGCCAUGAGGUGGUCAACAACGACGCAUACAUUCCUGAGACUGGGAUCGGAGAAAGAUUCUCUUUGGUAUUUGGGGGUCCCAAUCUACCAGUAGAGCCAGAGCACGAACCCGGCACCAUCAACAUCACAAAGUAUGCUGAUUACUUUCGCUACAUCACUGUCGAGGCAGACCACAACCGACACUAUUCCUACACGCAAGAGUUCAUGGCCGAUGCCAUCAAGAUGUUUGCCUGCGAACCCUACACCACCAACAUCCACACGCUACGCAUCAUCAUCAGCCCCCGGUAUGAAAGUGGUAAAUUCACCUUUGCCGACUUUUUCGAGCCAGGCUCUGGUCUCAUGGUGGCACUAAGGGCCGUAUGCUGCGACACCAUCCGCAUCAAAAUCCAGAACAAGUUUCUGAACGAGGGCUUGGGAGUGCCCUCUUCGGAGCUCGUCCUUCAUGUCCGCCAGCUGCGGUUCUACAAACAUCUCCGACACGACGAACUCAGGGGCAAAGACGACACCGCGAGACGUGAUCCCUGGAGGAAGGACUCGAAAAUGAAAAAGUUUCGCUUUGAACAGCUUCGUAAGAUCAAUGUCAGACUGAUGGCGCUCAAACGGUCCGUGAUCAGAGCCUGCAAGAAACAUGUGAAGCCACACGUUGUCAGGAGAGGAGAUCUCGGGCCCAUGAAUUGGAAUGCCGACGCUGAGGAGGAUGACUGGGAUGGCUGGGAUGUUCAGGAACAGGAUGACGAGGGGAGCGAAGAGGACAUGGACCAGGAAUUUGAAGAACCAAGUGAUGAUAACGACUCGGACUACGAGAUGUGA